AUGGCUUCCUUGGCUCUCGCAUCUGCAAAUUCGCCGUUGCGCGCGGCUGGGAUCCGCUCCGGUGAACCUCGUUGGGAUGCCGUCUCCUCAUCCUCAUCCCCUCCACCCUGGGCCCACAAAGUCUCCUGGGAACACGCCGACAUCCUCCAGCCCUCCACCUACACGCCGCUCCUCAAAGAUGCCGACUAUGUCGUACACUCCCUUGGGAUCCUCCUCGAAGCCGACUACAAGGGCAUCGUCCGCGGCACCCAAUCGCCCCUCUCCGCCAUCAAAACUUCCUUCGCAUCCUCGGUCGACCGCGGCGUCAACCCCCUCGAGCGGAAGGAGGGUGAGGACAUCAAGCCGCCCAACCCCAAAGACCAGAUGUCCUACGAGAUAAUGAACCGCGAUAGUGCCAUUACGCUGGCGAGGCAUGCCGAAUCGAGCAAUGUCGGUACUUUCUGCUACGUCUCCGCCAUGGCGGGGCCGCCGGGCGUGCCGUCGAGGUAUCUUUCGACGAAGCGCGAGGCUGAGAGGGCUAUUGCGGAGCAUUUUCCUAGGAUGAGGAAUGUUUUUGUGAGGCCGCCUUUUAUGUAUGAUAGCUCGAGGGGUAUUACUGUGGGUAUCGCCGCUGCUACCGGUGUUGGGACGCUGUUGAAUGGGAUUACGAGGGGUGUGUUUGGGGGCUUGAUGGGGGCUGGUGGGAUUAAGCCGCUCAAGGUUGAGACCGUUGCUGAGGGCCUCGUGGAGGCGCUCGCUGAUGAGAGCGUCAGUGGGCCGGUGGAAACAGAGCAGAUUGAAGAACUCGCGUCAAGAGGCUGGAGAAAGAGCAUGUUGUAA
Scedosporium apiospermum is the source of this 819-nucleotide messenger RNA. RefSeq lists its product as uncharacterized. Gene Ontology annotation, molecular function: protein-containing complex binding. The coding region runs from base 1 to 819 and encodes 272 amino acids. The record is from RefSeq and is a predicted model, not a curated record. Lineage: Eukaryota; Fungi; Ascomycota; Sordariomycetes; Microascales; Microascaceae. Gene Ontology annotation, cellular component: mitochondrion. The transcript is spliced from 2 exons.